GUUCACGUGACCAUGACGACAGUUGAUUUUCCGUAUGUGAAGAACUACAUUACCCAGAAGAUCGAGCAGCGAUUCGCAAGGAAUCAUCAUGAAUUACGCUCGGUUUCUGACAGCUGUCAGCGCAGCCAGGAAGCCUUCCCCCAUCAGGAUGCUGACUGAGCUGCAGCAGCGCUCGCCUCCAUCCCUGAUCUCUUUGGCCGGAGGAGCACCCAACCCCAACACCUUCCCCUUCCUGUCGGCGUCCAUCAAGGUGAAGCACGGAGAGACUGUAACGUUUGACGAGGCGGCGAUGAAGAGGGCUCUGCAGUACUCGGCUUCUAAUGGAAUCCCUGAGCUGCUAACGUGGAUGAAGAACCUCCAGAAAAACCUGCACAACCCUCCGACCGCCAGCUGCACCCCAGAGAACGGCCAGAUGGACAUGUGUGUGACCACAGGGAGCCAGGAGGGGCUCUGUAAGGUGUUUGAGAUGCUGGUGAACCCCGGAGACAACGUUCUGCUGGACGCGCCCACAUACUCAGGCACACUCGCAGCCCUCCAGCCGCUCGGUUGCAACUUAAUCAACGUUCCCAGCGAUCAGCACGGCAUGAUACCUGCAGCCCUGAAGGAGGUUUUGUCUCGCUGGAAUCCCUCAGAGGUCCACAAGCCCGACAGCGACGCCCCCAAGGUCCUCUACACCAUCCCCAACGGAGGAAACCCCACCGGUGCCUCCAUGACAGCUCAGAGGAAGCAGGAAGUGUACGAGCUCGCCCGACAGUAUGACAUGCUCAUCAUCGAGGACGACCCUUACUACUUCCUGCAGUUUGAUAAGCCGUGGGCUCCCACGUUUCUCUCCAUGGACGUUGACGGAAGAAUCAUCAGGACAGACUCAUUCUCUAAGAUCCUGUCUUCAGGGCUGAGGAUCGGUUUUGUGACCGGACCCAAACCUCUGGUAGACCGGGUGGUGCUGCACAUCCAGGCCUCCACGAUGCACACAAGCACCUUCACACAGCUCAUGGUGUCUCAGCUGCUGCACAGCUGGGGGCAGGAGGGCUUCCUCCAACACAUCGACCGGGUGAUCGAGUUUUACAGAAAGCAGCGUGACGCCAUGAUCGGCUCUGCGGACAAGUGGCUCAAAGAUGUAGCAGAGUGGCACGCCCCGUCUGCCGGCAUGUUCCUGUGGAUCAAAGUGAAAGGCAUAGCCGACACCCAGCAGCUCAUUAUGGAGAAAGCCCUGGAGAAAGAGGUGUUGCUGGUUCCUGGAGGUGUCUUCAUGAUCAACAGUAAUGACCCGUGUCCCUACGUCAGAGCGGCCUUUUCACUCUCCACACCAGAGCAGAUGGAUGAGGCUUUCAGAAGACUGUCCUCGCUCAUCAAAGAAGCGUUGUGAUCAAAGAUUCAUCUCUACCUGAUACUGUGUCAGUGUGUGUAAUGUGUCAAUGAAGGUUUGUCUGUUAAAAUGUAAAAUAAAACUUGAAUUUAUUUUA
Messenger RNA from Labrus bergylta (ballan wrasse), 1463 nucleotides. RefSeq names its product aminoadipate aminotransferase (gene aadat). Gene Ontology annotation, biological process: biosynthetic process. Lineage: Eukaryota; Metazoa; Chordata; Actinopteri; Labriformes; Labridae. Gene Ontology annotation, molecular function: pyridoxal phosphate binding; L-kynurenine:2-oxoglutarate transaminase activity. The record is from RefSeq and is a predicted model, not a curated record.